Vigna radiata var. radiata (mung bean) is the source of this 2356-nucleotide messenger RNA. RefSeq lists its product as uncharacterized. The transcript is spliced from 4 exons. Bases 829 to 2064 code for a protein of 411 amino acids. Lineage: Eukaryota; Viridiplantae; Streptophyta; Magnoliopsida; Fabales; Fabaceae. The record is from RefSeq and is a predicted model, not a curated record.
GUAAAAGUUGUUUGGGGUAAUUAUUUUAUAUUUUGAAAGAAGAAGAAUGGUGUGAUUUGAUUGCAGAGUUUGAGAAGGAAGAAAAUGAGGAAGAGAAGAGUAAUUAGGGUUUAUGUUGGGAGAGAAAGAGGGUUGGCGGCGAAGGGGAAAUUAAAUGUGAAUGGAAUGGAAAGGUUUGGAGAGAAGAUUUUCGAGAGAAAGGAAGUAAAGUGGUAGCGUAUGAUUCGCGAAGAGGGUUUUUUUUUAUCUGCAGCUGCGUGCGUGUGCUGGGAUUGGCGGAAUUUGCCUACUUGCCUUUCCCUUGGUUUUAUCUCUGAUCACAACUGAAAAAGAAGAACGCACACAACAACCACGGCCAUCCAAUUUUGCUGUUAUCCAAAUGCCAAUAGCCAUUAAAAAGACCUUUAUUCUAGAAGAAAAAAGCUAUGGAGGUGAAACAAGUUAGAAUUAUUGUUGAAGAUAUCGGAUGGUAAGACCAACGCUCAGAAGAAUUCAUUUAAAAUUUAUUUAAAGGAGGCUCUAAGUUGGCAAUAAACGUAGUUUGCCAAAACAAGGAAAAAUCCAACAUAUUUGGUAAAUAAAGUCCAAAAUAUUUUAAAGCCCCUACUAGGCUGUCCCCAACUAUUUAUAACAUUCAUGAGCCAUCCAGGAGGACCAGGAUUUCCUUCUGAUCACUAUCUGCCACUGCAUUGCGUACUUUGUUUGUCCCUCACAAUUGUAGGAGAAGACCCAUAUGAUUCUUCCAAUUUAUUUCCUAUCUGAAAUCUUUUGAGCAAAGUUCAUACCUAGCCACACAUAGAUAGGCCGUUCCUCUUUAAAGUAAGAAGAAUGGAAUUAGAUAAACUCAGUAAGCUCGAACAACCUACUCUCCCUAGCGCAUACAUCCGUAGCCUAGUGAAACAACUAACCACCUCAGGAACAAAAGGCUCCAUGAAUGCAAAAGGCCAAAGUUUUGUUGUGAACGGUGGGGUUUCCCAUGGUCAUAAUUCAAAACAUGGGAAAGUUGCAGAUGCUCGUCGAGCACAGCAGUCCAUGCAACCUCAACAACAUAAAAAACAAGUUAGGAGGAGACUCCACACCAGUAGGCCUUAUCAAGAAAGGCUUUUGAACAUGGCAGAGGCUCGGAGGGAGAUUGUUACUGCCUUGAAAUUUCACAGGGCAGCUAUGAAAGAAGCAGGUGAACAGAAGCAGCAACAGCAUCAGACCCAAGAACAGCAGAGAAGGCCAUCAGUAUCCCUCCAGCCAUCCCAGUGUCUAACUUUUGACCGAGAUGGAAAAUUUAAGUCCAGGCGAAAUCCAAGAAUUUAUCCUGCAUGCACAUCCAAUUUUUCAGGCUACACGGAUGGUUUAUCCUAUUCAUGCUUAUCCCAACCUCCUCCUUCGGUUCCAAACUCUUACACCUGGCCUGCUGCUUCCCCAAUCAUUCCACCGCACCUUAUGACUGAAAACCCCAAUUUCAUACUUCCAAAUCAGACUUUAGGAUUGAAUCUCAACUUUCAAGGUUUCAACAACUUAGAUGCUACCUUUCUCUUCAAUAACUCGUCAUCAUCGUCUAACUCAUCUGCAACCUCAUCUUCUCCAGAGGAACUUCCUUCCCUUGGAAUAUCACAGGGAGAGGGGUUAUAUUCAAUGGGGGAUACGGUUGAAUCCAAUGCUGCAACACAGGUAAAUGGAGGCUUACACACAGCCGUGGACGAUGAGGGUAUGGCAGAGAUCAGAUCGUUGGGAGAGCAAUAUCAAAUGGAAUGGAAUGACACCAUGAAUUUGGUCAAAUCAGCUUGUUGGUUCAAGUUCUUGAAAAACAUAGAACAUAGGGCACCUGAAGACAAGAACGAAUACGACACAAACCAUAAUUUUGACCAACUUUUGGAGUUUCCAGCUUGGUUGAAUGCAAACGAGAGCUGCUUAGAGCAGUGCUCGGUGGAUUAUUUUCAGGAUUCUUCCUUGCCUCGUUCUCUUCUCAUCUUUAGCCAAACUCGAGUAGCUGGGAGGGCUUUACAGCCCUAUGUACCUUCAAAUGGUAUAGAAUUGUACCCCUUAAAGGCAAUCUUCUCUGUAUCUUAGUGUACGAUUUUCUCGGUCAUGCAGACGCUAUCAGGUUUAUGCAUGGAUAUUGCAGAUUUUGACAGUAUGGACGACGAUUGGUUAGCGUGACACUACAAGGAUUAGUUGUUUUCAUUUGAUGCUCCCAAUUUCAUAUUUCUUUCCUCGGCCCCAUUUCACUGCUUUAUUUUUGGAUAGCAAAUAAAGCUUGCAAAAUAUCUGUUGAGCCAGGUACCAUCAAUUUGAUUGAUGAACAUUUAUACACCUUUUGCUAUUAUAUCACUAUGUAUUUUGAUAUUGAACAACAUCAUCA